AUGGAACUCACAAAUCCAAGAGCCCUCCUCUACACUGGACGUGAGAGUCACCCGCAAAAUGACCACAUCAUCGUCAGUAAAAGAUUUCGCCUGAAGGAUGUCUCUGUUGUGCCGAAGUUCUAUACGGGAUCGGACGAUCGCCUCCUCCAAGGAAGAUACUCCUUCACACGGAGAGAAAAGAAAGCAGCGAAGUCCAGAGAAAGUCCCAGAACUACCGUUGAAUAG
Molecule: messenger RNA, 225 nt
Organism: Necator americanus (New World hookworm)
Lineage: Eukaryota; Metazoa; Nematoda; Chromadorea; Rhabditida; Ancylostomatidae
Exons: 1
Coding region: 1-225 (74 amino acids)
Source: RefSeq, a predicted model, not a curated record